Onthophagus taurus is the source of this 1738-nucleotide messenger RNA. RefSeq lists its product as uncharacterized. The record is from RefSeq and is a predicted model, not a curated record. Lineage: Eukaryota; Metazoa; Arthropoda; Insecta; Coleoptera; Scarabaeidae.
CCACGUGCGAUAAUAAAGAUAUAAAUUUUUUCGUUAAUAUUUUAACGCCCAAAAUCGAUCGACGUUCUCCGAAAUAGCUUACGAACGCUUAAUCACCGAAAAUAUGUAUCCGCAACUGAAAAAAUAUCGAUGAUCUCAACUCGCGCUAACACAAUUCCAAUUUGUAAACAUUUUUUUCCUUUUAAUCCGUCAAAAACAACGUUAUAACCGAUUGCAACACCAUGUUAUAACAAGCCAAAUGCAAAUUUGCAUCAUUUUAACUAAAAACUCAAUAGAGACGACACCAAAAAAAAAAAAAAAAUACAAACAAAAAUAAGAAGUGUUGUUAUCUAUCAGCGAUUAAUCGUGGAUGAUAUUUUUAUCGACACCGUUCUGAAUUCAUAUCUCCAAGAUCGAUAACACCGUUAUCUUUGAAAGAUUCAAACUUACAUUACAACUCACCAGAUACAAAUUAGUAAUAACUUGUUAGGUGUAUAUCUAAUAUCUCAUAAGAAAAGUCUUUGAUAAAGUGUUUGAAGUGGUUAAAAAUGCGGUUUAAUCUUUUUGGUUUUAAAGGAGAACUUUCGACAAGCGGACAAAAGAAAAAAAAGGGAAAAACUAACGAAGAAGAUGUCAUCGUUGGUGGAACAUUUCGCGUUCAAUCCGAAUUCGGUCCGAGUUCCUCCCGAUUUAAAACGAAAUCAAUGAACGGUGCAAAAUUAGCAGAAAAUACUGCUAAAAAUGGGAGUGUUAAACCGCAAAAUUGGUGUGGAACUCCUAUUCCUAAACAAGAUGUUCCUCCACCACCUGGUGGAUAUAACGCUGAAGUAACUCCUAAACAAAACGAUGUAAAAUCAAAACAACCAAAAUCAAAUUUGAAAAAAGUAGCUCCUAUUCCACCUCAAAUCGAACCCGAAAUAGAGAAAAAACCUCAACCGGAAGCGAUAAAAAUUCAAACUGAAGUUGAACCAAAAUCUUCAACAAAAAUUGAAUCAAAAUCUUCAAUAAAAAUUGAAUCAAAAUCAGAAAGUGAGAGUGAAGACGAAUUUGGUGCGAAAAUUUCAAAACCAACACAAAACCAUACAAGUAAUCAAAAUGACUUUAAAACUGUUGGGAAUGAAAAUCAAAAGAAAUUUAUAACGUUGGAUGGUUUUGAUAAUAACGAUAAUGAAAGUAGUGAUGAAAGUGAAGAUGAAUAUGGAGCUAUAAAAUCAACGAAAAAGACUGAAGAUAACACCUAUUAUGGCACGCAGAACACCAGUUUUGAAAAGGUUCAAAUAAAACAACCUCAAGAAUCACCGAAAGCACCGAAAACACCGAAUACAAAGAGUAAUUUUGGUUAUAGUGAUCAAGCUGCAAGUAUUUUCUUUAGAAGUGAUAGUCCCGAACCAGAACAACGCGUAAGAAAUUUUAGCAUAAAAAAAGGAGAUGGUGAUGAUGAUGAUAAUCUUAGCCAAACUAGCGCGUAAAAAAAUAUAUUUUGGCAAAACAUUUUGAGGAUUUAGAUUACGAUAGAAAAUCUGUUAUAAAAUAAAUUUAUUUAAUUAAUAUUAUUAUCUAAUUGUAAGGCUAUUGAAAGUAAUUCCGAUUAUUUAAGUGUAUCCGAGUGAUACUGUUACUGAUAUUAGGUAGAUAUUAAAUUUUUAUUGCUGAUAUCCGACUAUGAGACGACUUUGUUAACAAUGUUAUUAUUGUAAUAUGAUUUAUUAUUGUGUACACUUCCUUGGAGUUUUUAACAAAUAAAUUUUUAUUUAAGUUA